UAAUUAAAAGAAAAAAAAGUAGAAUAGAAGAAGAAGAAACAAAAAGAAAAGGGUUGAAUUUGGUAGAGGAAGAAGAAGGUAAGGGAAGGUGUGGUGCUGCUUCAUUUUGUUUGCGUCAAAAUCACCUGAAACACAGAGAGAGGGAUAAAUUAACUGUUACUAAAUCAUUGAUUGGUUCAACUGGGGACAAUUUUUUAAUUAUAUUUUAAGUGAUCAAUUGAAGAAUCAAUUCCUACUCUAUUGGAAUCUUCUCCACUUUUAGAUCUGUGGAUGAAUGACAUAUGUAUCAGCCCAGAAGUGUUCCUAGUUCAAGUUUGGUCAAUAAAAGUUCAUUAGUUCAUGAUCAGCAUUUAGAUUGUGGAGCUAGUACAAUGGACCCCAUCAAUGGAGUGAAUAAUCUUAACAACAACCCGAGUCUUGCUUCAAAGCAACGACUGCGUUGGACUCAUGAGCUUCAUGAACGCUUUGUUGAUGCUGUGGCACAACUUGGUGGACCAGAUCGGGCUACACCAAAAGGUGUUCUCAGAGUCAUGGGUGUGCAAGGUUUAACAAUAUACCAUGUCAAAAGUCAUUUGCAGAAAUAUCGACUUGCAAAGUAUCUACCUGACUCUUCAUCUGAUGGGAUAAAAGCUGACAAGAAAGAGACUGGAGAUAUGCUAUCCAAUUUGGAUGGUUCAUCUGGAAUGCAAAUUACAGAAGCACUCAAGCUGCAGAUGGAAGUUCAAAAGCGAUUACAUGAGCAAUUAGAGGUGCAAAGACAGUUACAGUUACGCAUCGAAGCCCAGGGGAAAUACUUGAAGAAGAUAAUUGAGGAGCAACAGCGACUCAGUGGCGUUCUUGGAGAGGUGCCUGGUGAUAAUGGCCCAGAAUCCGACAAGACUGAUCCAGCAACCCCGGCACCAACUUCUGAGUUACCCAUUAAGGACAAGGCUGCCGAGGAGCGUGCCCCAGCUAUAAGCCUUUCUAUUGAUGAUUCUUUCUCGCCUCGCCAUGAACCAUCGACUCCAGAUUCACGUUGUAACGCUGGUUCCCCAGCUGAAAGCCCUAGAGGUGAGAGGUCAACAAAGAAGCAGCGACUGGGCAUGAGCGCAUCAUAUAGUAAAUCAGAGAUGGUCCUUACACAUCAGAUACUGGAGUCGAGCCUAAACUCUUAUUCCCAGCCGCUAUCUGUCCUUUUGACUCGAGAUCAAUAUGACCCAUCAACUGGAAUGUCUAUCGGAAAUGAUGAACAAAUAGAAAAGGUUUCUGAUGGCGAUGCUUAGUUUUGCCUCAAGACCUGCCUCGUCACUAUUUUUAUUUAGAUUUGCCCAUGUAAUUUCUAAGAAUAUAUUGUCAAGCAGGUUAAACCCAUCAGUGUUAGAUAUAUCAGAUAAUUAGGCCGAGGAAAGUUUAGACUGUCAUAAGCUUCAGUUUGUUCAUCUGAUAAUAGACUGGCAUUGUGAAUGGAGAUGGGUCAUUCAGUUGAAAUGUGAUAAUACAUCUAUCAAUGCUUGAAAUAUAUUUCAGGCAUUAAAAUUAUAAGCCACUCAUAACGAUUUUGUGUUUGAAUUGUAAUUUAUCAAAAAUAAAUCUUAGCCAGCUUUUGCGCGA
Messenger RNA from Mercurialis annua (annual mercury), 1590 nucleotides. RefSeq names its product myb family transcription factor PHL7. The coding region runs from base 282 to 1262 and encodes 326 amino acids. The transcript has 7 exons. The record is from RefSeq and is a predicted model, not a curated record. NCBI's taxonomy places the organism in Eukaryota, Viridiplantae, Streptophyta, Magnoliopsida, Malpighiales, Euphorbiaceae. Gene Ontology annotation, molecular function: DNA binding; DNA-binding transcription factor activity.